AUGAACCGAAUACCCGAUGUCUAUAACUUAGUAAAAAAUAACGCUUAUCUGGACACAGACCUCAGCAAAUAUUUAAAAGGUACUAACCAUCUUAAAAAACAAAAUGCUCCAGAGCUCCGUAAAGCUUUAUGGCCGGUUGACUGGAACAAACUUACGGAAAAAAUCAGAAACCAAAGUAUUUACAAAAAUUAUCAUUCAUGGAAACUCGUAGCGUACAUUGUUAAAUCUAAUGAUGAUAUUAGACAAGAAAAAAUUGUAUCUCAAUUAAUUAGUAUUCUCAACGAGAUUUUUCAAACCGCAAAUCUACCUUUAAAAAUAAUAAAUAGCGAUAUCCUCGUCUUUAACAAUAACUGUGGCUUAAUUCAAUAUUUUGAAAAUACACAGUCUUUUGACGCGCUAAAGCAAAAAUUAAAAGUAACAAGCAUUGCUGAAGUCUUCAAUUUGGCUUUUGCUGAUACAAUACAGGAAGCCAGAACAUCGUUUAUCCUGUCUCACGCUGCUUAUUCUCUUCUGUCGUAUUUAUGUGCAGUCAAGGAUCGUCACAAUGGUAAUAUAUUAUUAACCAAAAGUGGAAGCGUUAUACAUAUAGACUAUAGUUAUAUCUUUUACAGUUCUCCCGGUUUCGUAAAUUUUGAGACUGCGCCGUUCAAGCUGACAAGCGAAAUAUUAGACGUUAUGGGCGGGGUCAACUCAGCAGGGUUUGACUUGUUUAAAGAAUUAAUUUUCAAAGGAUUUGUCGAAAUGAGGAAAAAUGCUCAACACUUGUUGCUUAUGGUGAAGAUGAUGCUUGGGUUGGAAAAACUUUCGUGUUUCAAUCAUAGUCCUGCGACUGUGAUCAAACUUAUGGAAAAAAGAUUAUUUCUCAAUCAGACUACAGAGUGUUUAUCCAAUAUUGAUUUAUUGAUUAAAAAUUCUAUUUUAAACUGGCGUUCAUCACAGUACGACAACUACCAGUGGUUCACUAAUGGAAUUUUAUAA
This is a messenger RNA of Dermatophagoides pteronyssinus (European house dust mite), 978 nucleotides long. Its product is annotated as phosphatidylinositol 4-kinase beta 1-like. The record is from RefSeq and is a predicted model, not a curated record. Lineage: Eukaryota; Metazoa; Arthropoda; Arachnida; Sarcoptiformes; Pyroglyphidae.